CUUUAUUGAGAAAAAAUCAUAAAAAUAGAAACUAAAAAAUGGAAUCAGCAGAAGAAAAACAGAAGGAAAUCCUUAAGACAUUGGACUUCCCUUCUGUCGCUGCCAUGCAAAUGGCAUCCAUUGAUGAUAUUGGCAAGUGAAUCUCUAAGAACCCUCAGCUCUCAGAUUUAAAGGUGGGAGAGCUUUACAUGGAAUACGCAGAAACAAUGGGCUUCAACUUCGACAGUUGCUGGGAAGAAGUCUUACGAGGAAUAGAAGGCGUGAAGAAGUUCAACACAGGAAUUGAUGCCAUCGAUAACUCACUAAAGAAAGGAGCAGAAUUAUGUUCAGAUGAAUUAGUCGAAUUGGUAGGCCCUAGUGGGGGAGGUAAGACCACCCUGGCAUUGAGAAUAGCAUCUAGAGCAAUUUUUGAAAAAGAUGCAGAGGUUAUCUAUAUCGAUUCCAGUAACUAUUGAAACCCAGAUAAUAUCAAGGCAUUACUAUCAUUGAGCAUGAAGUCUUAUGAGGAUUCAAAUGAGGAGAUGUUGUAUAAAUAAGCUCGAAAACUUUCGAAUCAUCAAUGUCUAUACUUUAGAUGAGCUCAUAAUCUUUUUGUCAACAUUGAUAUCAUGAUGAAAGAACCCAGUUGGAGGAUUUUCAAAGCCUCACAUUUGAGUAAUUGACUCAAUAUCUGCCAUGUCUUCAUGCUAUCAAAAGAGUGAAACAAACAAGCUACUGAAAGAAGUUCUUACACUUAUAAAGAAGCUGAACAAGAAAUACCAUUGAAUGGUUUUAUUCACUAAUAAUGCAUAUGAUGGAGCAAACACAAUCUGCGAAUUAACUAGGCUUACUCAGGAACCUAUCGAUAUCAGCGUUGAUAAGAGUAUUUAUUGAUGUAGAGGGAAAACAGGCACACAAUAUCUUGUUAUUAACUCAUAAUUUGUAAAGAAUUGAUAAAAAAUA
Molecule: messenger RNA, 942 nt
Organism: Moneuplotes crassus
Lineage: Eukaryota; Ciliophora; Spirotrichea; Euplotida; Euplotidae
Source: the annotation of a GenBank genome assembly